Molecule: messenger RNA, 6813 nt
Organism: Chilo suppressalis (striped riceborer)
Lineage: Eukaryota; Metazoa; Arthropoda; Insecta; Lepidoptera; Crambidae
Source: the annotation of a GenBank genome assembly
CAAGCUGCGGGCUGUCUGCGUAGAGGGACAGGCGCGGUGCGCGGCGUCUCUGCGGGCGACUGGCACUUGCGUAUCGCGACCUCGCACACUCAGUGUGCUGUACAGUGUUCACAUACAGGUACUCGUUCGUUGCCGGGCGGUACAAUCGCGUACGUAAACACGUCUUCCUUAGACAUUUCGCGUUUUUGAGUGAUUUCAUAACAAAUAUUGAGCAAGAUAAAAUAGUGGUUUACGAGGUUAGCGCUACUGAAAUUGUGUAAUGUGACGAUUAUGACCAGUGUUCUGAAAAAGUCCAGAGGUACUAAAGGAAAAUCCGAAUCCAUGCAAGAAGAUUUGCCCACGAGAUGGGGGAGUGACUCCCAGCAGAGAAGAGAGGAUGUGGCGAGACUCAUCAAACAUAUCGACGAGAGUGUCAUCGGGAAAGGCAACUCCUUCUGUGGACCAUUUGGAAGGAGAAAAGUGGUGUAUUGUGAUUACAAUGGCUCCGGGCGGUCCCUGCAGUGGAUUGAGGAGUACAUCGCGCGAGACGUACUGCCGACACACGCCACACAGUGCACUGCUCUCUCCUACACCUCAGGACAGAGCGAGAUUUACAGAUCGGAAUCGAAGGUGUUAGUUCGGAACGCGGUGGGAGCCUGCCCGGAAGACGUGGUGGUGUUAGGGUCUUCACUGCCGAGGUUUCUGAGAGCCCUGCGCCCGCAGAGGGUGGCUCUGUUCGUCUCCUCGCGAGAGACAGAGAGGCAGCUAAUACCUUGGAGGGAAUAUGGAGCGGAGAUUAUAAAAAUUCCUGAGUCCAAAGAAGGUUUCAUAGAUCUCAACAACCUCGAGCACAGGCUGCAAGAGAACACUGGCACUGGCAAGCGCAUGAUCGGGUUCUUCCCCGCCGCUUCGAAGCUCACGGGGGUGCUGGCUGAUGACGUGGCUACGACACUGCUCCUCCAUCAGUACGGGGCUUGGUCCUUCUGGGAUUACACGCUUGUCGCACCAACUUCAACAGUGGACAUGAACCCAACUUUCCCCGGUGUGGACGAUGAGAUGGUAAAGAAAGAUGCGCUCUUCUUCAACUGCGAGAAAUUUGUGGGCGGCGUUCAGGGGCCGUACGUGACUGUCGUGAAGAGUGACGUCUUCAAGAAUACACCUUUGUAUACAGACGAUGUGGAGGUUUUGUCGGAGAGAAUCGAAGAGUGUAAGUCUUCGGAGGCUGUGAGGGCCGCCAUCGUGAUGCAGCUCAGGGACGCUGUAGGACUCCAGAACAUUGCUGAGAGACAAGAUCACAUCACCAGACAAGUUCUGUCGCACAUCAAGAAUAUUCCGGAAUUAAUUCUGCUGGGAAAUGAAUCGCCGACAGUGCGCAGGUUACCCAUCUUCUCGUUGAUGGUGAAACAUCCGAGGGGCACGUUCCUUCACCACAACUUCGUGUGUGCGGUCCUGAACGAUGUCUUUGGAAUCCAAGCGAGGGGAGGUCUCAGCAGCAACCUGAACUAUGGCUCCGAUAUCCUCGGGAUAGAUGACCAACUACUGAGGGAGUACGAGAAACUACUGAAUGUGGAAGCACAAAGAGAAAUUGCAAGAGUUCGUAAAAUGAGCGAUGUUAAAGCGCCGGAAGUGCCCAUACACAAUGAGCACUUGAGGCCCGGGUUCUGCAGAGUGUCUCUACCAUAUUUCAUGUCAGAGAGUGAGCUGGCCUUCGUUCUAGAAGCCCUGAAAAUGGUCGCCACAGAGGGUUGGAAAAUAUUGCCCCAGUACAUAGUGAGCCCACAGACUGGACAAUGGCGACACCAUACUUGCUCCAUAUUAAGGGACAGAAAAUCUCUGUAUUCGCUGAAAUUUCGCGAUGGAAAAGUUUCUUCACAUGAAAGAAGAGUUUCUGGUCCAGGCAUAUUUCCUCAAACAUACACUGAAUGCUUACAAACUGCCAGGAACCUAUUCAGUAGAGCUAGAAAGCUGGCUAUGAAGUGUACAUCAGCUGAACCGGAAAUGUCGUUCAAUCCACGCAUAGACUACCUGAGAUGGUUUAUGCUGCCGAAGGAAGCGCACGACCUAUUGUUGGGGCGAUCAGCAAACGUGAAACAUAUUGUACCAUUUGAUCCGUCUGGUUUCACCGGUGCGCGUAAAAGUCUGUAUAUUUCGAGGUCUUCCAUAACUUCUUCGCCUAUAUUAGGCUCGUCACCGAGACAUUUCAGUUUGUCUGCUAUCGAUGACUGUCAAAUAUUUAGGUUUAAACAGAAACAAAAAUUUUACUCUAGAGAGUCAAGUCUCAAAGAAAUGCACAAAGAAGAUAUCGUGGAAAAGCAACCAGUGCAAUUCGCCGUGGGUGAACAAGUAUCACCACUGCGUAUUAUGCCUCAGUGUGCGAGGCCACUACUAAUAAGAUCUAGGUGCUAUAGCUUAGGUUCAGACAGUCCUCCCGUACAAUUUAGCUCACAAACAAAGAUUAAUUUGGGAUUGAAGGAGGCUAGUCCUAAUAACGAUACUGACAAAGCAAGCAGUUUUUGCCACUGUGGAAGUCAAACUGAUCUUCAAUCAUUAGAUGAUCCAAUGUUGUCACCUGAAAAGGCAUUCCUUUUUAACGCUCAAAGUAGCACAUCAGUAUCAGACUGUAGUCAAGUAGGGCGGACGUCCCCUACGACAUCAUUAACAUCCCAAACAUCCGAAGAUAUUCAUGCUUAUGUCAAAGAAAUGACAAAAGAAAUAGCGACUGAGAUAAAAUCUGAAAUACGUGAAGUGAUCUCAAGAGUAGACGAUAUUUUGGAAAAUUCUGAUAUGCUUGAACAGUCAAAUGCGAGUAUAACAUCAACAUCUAGUCAAAACGAUAGAAACUCUGUCUCAGUUAUAGAUGUAGCCGAAUACUUAAUGGGUAUGUCAAAGGAAAUGGCUUCGGAAGUGAAACAUGAAAUCCGUGAGAUGGUAAAUGAAGUCGAUGAAAUGAUAUCUCCAGAUUACACCGGAAACAACUCAAGAAGGAGUUCACCUUCCCAAAAUGGAAGAAGAAGAUUAGGGUCCGGUCCGGAUUUAGGAUUAGAUUUAAAGAGAGCUUCGCAGUGUCUGAAAAAAUGUCCCACUAGUCCAAUACUUCCGACUGAAUACUUAAAUGACGACGAGUUGUUUUCAAAAUGUUCGCCGACCAGUCAAUCGCCAAAAUCAGCUCAAUGCACUCCAUCACAUGAAGCGUCUGGUCCAAACAGUAUUUCAUUUAAUUCCAGUGAAACUUCUACCCCAGACACUAUUAUACAAGUAGUCACUACUUCACAAAACUCUCCCAAUUUGCCGAAAUCAUUAAGUACUAAUAAGCUAUCAGAUGAAGAAACAAGCUGCAAUGUCGGUAAUUAUAGAAAUUGCUGUAUAAAGAAAUCAUGGUGCCAAAACCCUUCAAUUAGUUCCCAAGAUAGCGGUAUAAAUAUGACCUUUACAGAAACUGACUCGUAUUUAGACUUAGGUAAAUAUCGCACUUCCUCAGAUCCUACCACAAAUAAGGCUAAAACACUUCAAGGGCGACUUAGGAUUUGUCAAAAAUAUGAGAAAAAUGAAGUGCCUGAUAUAAUCGAGGGAGUUCCGGUGUGUUCUAUAGAUCACACUAGACCAACUAAACGAGGCGAGGAAAGAAGCGACUCAGGAAAGGUCGUUUUCCGAAUACCCGACGAAGGGGAUAGACGAAAUACGGCGCCAGCUGAACUGAAACGAUGCAGCAGAUCGUCGAAUGCGUCGUCGUCGAGUGGAUCGGACCGGAGCUCCCGGUCUAGCGGGUACGGCACCGACCAACGGAUCAGCGCCGAAGAGACCUUCUAUGAGAGAAAUGAGUCCGAGUGCCCCCUGCUGAAGGAGCAGUGCGAAUGGGAGGAGGACGAUAGCAGCGCAUGCAGUGACAGCUCGCUCACCGACUUCACGUGCGACGACGAGGGCAAGUGGCACUGCCCGCCCAAGGCCGUCUGGAAGGCCACUGUCGAGGCUAUCCAUGAGUUCGGCAUGGUGAGACGCGGGGACAAGGUGGUGGUGUGCCUGUCGGGCAGCCGGGACUCCAUCGCUUUGCUUCAUACUAUGCAUCAAUACCAGUUCUACGCGCGCUCCAAGGGGAUACACUUUAGUAUUGGAGCGCUUUACGUACACGAGGACAAGUCAGACAUGGAUCCAAGAUACUUGAUGGCGUACUGCAGGAUGCUGGGCGUCAAGUUCAUCUACCAAGACAAGCUGGACGACGAUGACUCGCAAAGCCACGCUGAUUCCCCGCACGCUGCCGCCCGCGAGUCCCACCGCUGGGCGGCGCACGCGGUCCGACGACGAGUGUACGGCGCCGCGGCCGCGCACGGAUACGGCGUCGCCGCGGUGGCGCACUCCCUCGACCGCGCCGCCGCCGCCUUCCUGGCGGCCGCGCUGCACGCCGGCGCGCUGCGGGCGGUGAAGGCGCACUACCGAGUGCCGGAAUACGAUCUCCGCAUCAUAAGGCCGUUCAUCUACGUCCGCGAGCACGCGCUGCGUGAGUUCGGCCGCGUGCAGAUGUUGCCAGACUUUCGAGCGAACGACCCCGCGCCGCCUGUUAGCCACGCCGACGAGAGUUGUCGUGAAAUUAAAGAAACACCGCACAUUGAGCGCUCCGUAUCAGAUCCGAUACACAAAAGACCUUUACAAACGUGUGAUCCGCUGGACCACGCCCGCGAGCUACUCGAGUCCCAGGAACGAAUGUACCCGUACUUGUUUUCUAGUCUCAAGAACGCUAUGCAUCCUCUUCUGAGUGGCAGGAAUAUCGAGAAAGAUCUGAAGGAGCAUAGACACAGGAAAAAAUCAGUGAUACAAAUGAAGAACGGCGCUCCUGUUUACGACUCUGAGGAGGGAACUGACGAGGAGCCAAUGCCGUAAACUAAUCUCCCCGCGGAAAGGGUUACCAUAUUAAAAUAACUUGAAAACUUCGGUCAAAAAUUCAAAUAUCACGGUAGGCUAGAUAAAGAUACAGAUAAACGCUGUUUAAGUUAUCAAGUGACAUGAUGCUUGAUAUAAGAUUCAAAAUCUAUUGAUAUAUUUGUCAAUUUGUGGUAUCUUGAUACACGAGAGAGAGAGACGGAGAGAGAUAAAACACACCUCAAAAGUAAAGUGAAAAGUUAAUUAAACUUUUUAUUAUAGCUCUCCUUUAAGCUUAAGAAAAUGGUCGAAGUUCGGAAAAACCGGGAUUUAUGGUAACCCCACCCGUGGAGUUUUAACACGUAAUGACAUAAUAUUGUCAGUUGUUAUAAAUUACUAGCCUAUGAACUUAGUUCUAGGCACAGGCCAAUGCGGGCUUAUCUAUAUUAGCAACUCAAAUACGUAUCUAUAAUCUUAGGAGUUUCCGUAAAACACUUUUAUAUACAUUAUUAAUGAAUUUAUUUGAUAUGCUAAGUAAUUAUCAGCUGCAGUUAUUUGUAUAAAUAAAGAAAAAUGGCUCUGGCCAAAAUUAUAACACCAAUAUAUAGUUUUCUCAGAUAUGUACGCUGUUUAUUACGUUUAAUCAGACCAAUUUUGUGAUUAAGUAAGUACUCAGUGAUGAGUUGUUCGUGAUUUAUAUUAUGAACAUGUUGGAUAGUCUGACAUUCAUGUGCGAACGAUUUGCGUGCGAAAAUUAGAGGUUAUGUUUCGCUCGGGGUUGCCAUAUCCACAAUUAUUAUUAGUACUUAUAUAAUGAAUAUUUUGAUUGAUUUUCAAAUCAUAGUUGUGGAGUUGAAAACAAAGUGCAUUUGUUACAGUCUGUUAUUGAAUAUACUUAAUGUUACGAUAACAAUGUUUUCACCAGUGUUAAAAGUGUUGUGCGAGUCAUGUAUUGUGUAGUAGGUAAUAUACAAAGAGAGCAUAUUUAUUCGUUGUGAUGUUCAUAUUAAUGUUAAGGAGAAUGUUAUUGUGUCAGUGUUUAUCAAACCAGAUUUUUUAAAGAUCUGUUCUACUCUACGUAAUAACUUUGUUGAUAAAAUGUUGUCACUGUAUUGAAGAUUACAUAUUUUCAAAAAAUAAGAUAACCUCAAAAUGGUUAAUUGUUUGUCUAAGAUUGUAGUAUGUCAUUUAGGUUUAAGAAUUCAAACUGUUAAAAAACUAUAAAGAAAUGAAAUCUAUUUUAUAGCGUUAUAUUGUUGUUACAUUAAGAGAUGUAUGUAGACUUUGACAAGAUAUUGUUUUGAAGUUGAAUCGUUUUGUUGUAAGAUUAUGAUCACGGGUAACAUUAUUUUCGAUCUUGGUCAUGAUCUGGUGUUUUACUUACUCGAGAUGAGUAUUAUUUCGUAAAGUUAUGCCAUGAUUUUUACAACGAUAUUUUGUGCUAUUUUGAAUGUGUUUUUUGUGCAUGGCAACAUCAACAGUCAGGUUAAUAUCUAUAAAAUAAUAAAAGAACGGAAUGUAACUGUUGAUGUGAGACUGAACUAUUUUAUAAAUAUUAUUUUAAUGAAAUCUUUUUUUUUUCAAACUCAUUAAUCAUUAUUCUUUGGUAUGUUGACAGAAAAAAUAAACCUAUUUCUGAUACUUAUUUUUUGGUUUCAUUUUUUUACUUUUAGCAGAAAUUAAUGAUAAAUGAGGGCCUAUUAAUUUUUAUAAAUGCAUGUUAGAGUUGUAAGAGGUAAUUUCUUAGUACUAAGAAAUUAGUCAAUAAGUUGACGCUACAAAAAGUCCCAUUAAUUGCUUCCAUUAUGAUUGUAUUCAUAUAGGUCAUAUAAACAAAUACAUUAUGAUGAUUUUUAAUAAAAUUUGCCGUUUUAUUUUGUGUCUGCUUGAAUUUUCUAAAUAAUUACAUAUUUGAUCAGCCUUAAAGAUAAGGUCAAACAACAGAAUUAAAUUUCGUUUAUAAUAACCGUAUAACUGUAGCAA